CCCGGAGCUUGUUAAUCUCCCCGCAAGUGAUUCGGUAAGACACGCCCUGCUCGGCUCGACGUGGGAUUCGUCAUGAGCGGGCGUGUGCACCUGUUCUCCAUAUUGCGAUGAUAUUCAUCUUGCAACAUCUGAUAUUGAUCGUCUGAUUUCAUCACCUGCCAUAUAGUGCAAGCGUAUCCUUAUAUAGUCCUUCUAGACCAUCCUGGGAUAUCCUCGAAGGCAGCAAAUCGCCAUGGCUGAUCUUCAAGGUCUGAUCCACAAUGUCCCUCCGGUGACACGCUUCUUCCUGAUCUCGAUAGUCUUGUUCACAGGGCCCGUCUUGCUACAGCAGCUUUCACCUGGAUCUAUCUAUCUAUCUUGGCCACAUAUCCGCCAAGAAUGGGAGGUUUGGAGGCUCUGGUCUUCGUUCUUCUUUGUGGGAGGUGGCUUUCCGGCGCUCUAUGACUUUUUCUUAAUCUACCGCAACGGUAGCAGUCUGGAGAAAGAAACCUUUUUGAACAGGACAGGAGAGUAUGCAUGGGCCAAUCUCAUGGUAGCCUGUAUCAUCUUGGUCUUCAACAUCCCUUUCAACAUACCCUUCUUGUUUAGACCUCUACUACAUGCUCAGAACUACCUCUGGUGUCGUGCCAAUCCAACGAUGAGCAUCAGCCUAUUCGGCUUGCUCAAUAUCCCCGUGCCAUAUUACCCCAUAGCUAUGAUCGUGCUUGACUUGAUCUUGGGCGGUCCACCCAAGGGUAUUGCCGGACUCGUCGGCAUGCUAGCUGGUCACACAUGGUGGUUCCUCUCGACCUACUUGCCUACACAUCCAUCGGCCAAGAUCAAACGACGCAACCCUCUUCAGGCUCCGCGUCGGUUCCUCAACCUUUUCCCGAGUGGCCAGACGGACCGCAUCUACGGGCGGGGCUUCGAGGCGGCUCGUGGGCGAGGCAGCACGGCUGGCGGGAGGACAUCUGCUACCAGCGAGGGGAGGACUACAUCGCACAACUGGGGCAGGAGCGGUCAGAGAUUGGGAGGAGAACCCUUGUAAAAGGAUUGUCCCUUGACAAUUUACAAAGUCUAUCAUGCGGCUUGAUAUCUAUUCAUUGGUUCGUGGAUCCCCAUACAAAACUUGGCCUCGUUUCGUAUCGCAACCCAUCUACUUGAUCUCGAUGACUACCUUACCCAGCCCAUCGCCGCCUC
Messenger RNA from Filobasidium floriforme, 1179 nucleotides. Its product is annotated as Der1-like family-domain-containing protein. The record is from RefSeq and is a predicted model, not a curated record. Gene Ontology annotation, biological process: endoplasmic reticulum unfolded protein response. Lineage: Eukaryota; Fungi; Basidiomycota; Tremellomycetes; Filobasidiales; Filobasidiaceae. The coding region runs from base 233 to 1027 and encodes 264 amino acids. The transcript is spliced from 7 exons. Gene Ontology annotation, cellular component: Hrd1p ubiquitin ligase ERAD-L complex; endoplasmic reticulum membrane. Gene Ontology annotation, molecular function: misfolded protein binding; ubiquitin-specific protease binding.